Molecule: messenger RNA, 769 nt
Organism: Medioppia subpectinata
Lineage: Eukaryota; Metazoa; Arthropoda; Arachnida; Sarcoptiformes; Oppiidae
Source: the annotation of a GenBank genome assembly
AUCAAUGUUUGACUUAAUUAUAGCGGCGUUUUUCUGGAUGAAUGUAUUGGCAUACGAUGUCUACAAGACGUUCAGCAGAGCCCUUAAGUUUAAGAUAUCCAUAAUUAAGCUAAAAGGGGCCGAAAAUACCAAAUUCCUAGUCUAUUCGCUGUACGGCUGGUUAAUGCCCGCACUUAUAGUGAUCUCCACUUUAAUACUCCAGUUUAAUAUACCCUACGAUUCACCAUAUAAUCCGGCCUAUGGACAAGUGACGUGUGGUAUCAGUCACUUCGCGCCGAUCCUCAUCUUCUUCUUCAUUCCGGUGACCAUAAUAUUGACGGUAAACGUGUGUCUCUUCACUGUAACGGCACUGAAGCUGAAGCGAUGCGCCGAAGAGACGCGUUUCGCCACCCGAUCCAAAGCCAAAGUGACGGACCGACUGGCGAUUUACAUGAAACUGUUGACUAUGUUGGGCAUAACGUGGAUAUUCUGGUUCAUAGCCUUAUUCAGUCAGACGCCGGUGUUUACGUACCCGACGAUUAUCCUCCACGGCCUGAACGGGGCCUUCAUUUUUGUUUCGUUUACCGUAAAGCGAAACGUCUAUCGAUUGGUUGUCUCCCGUAUCAAACAUUUGAGAGGCAACCGACGCAUCGACACAACCAUUAGGCGUCUCAACACUCAGAUCAAGACACCAAACAUUGCGGCCAUAAAUAGGAGUUUGUAUUCAAAAAGCGAAACUCAGUUCACGUUAUUUAACGAUGUUUUUCGCGAUAGAUAUAGUUCUGUCUGA